CCUAUUUUAAAUGCGCCUAUUUACUUUGCAUUUACACUUACUCCCACACUAUCGUAUACUUUAAAUCGUGCCUAGAUUGCAGAACUGUACCUAUACAAUGUAAAUUCUAUGUUAAAAAAGGUACGGUAUUUAUUUAUAGUGUAUUGAUUAGGGGAAAAAUACAAAACAUUGUACAUGCACAGUACGGUACAGAACAGAACCGCGUUUAGAAUCGCACCAUCAAAAACCGCGUAAAAUGCAUACUGACUGUGUUUAGGUGAACUCUAGCCGUAACAUGCACUAGGGCUAGGGAUUCCUCAGUAAGGCAUUUACUUCAUUUUGUAAGGUAAAUAAGUAAAUGAAACACAUAGCAAGUACUUUAUUUUAUGUAAGUAUGUAUUGCUCCGUUACACAUUGCUGCCCUGCUAAUGUAUCAAGAGCGCCGAAUAAUGUGUAUGGCUUCCUGAGUUUACUCAAACUGAAGUAAAGUCAAAACCACCCCUUGGAUGAAUGGCGGAAAAAUGCAGAAAAGCAGAAAGGAAAAGCGAUAAGCAGCGAGCAGGAACGAAAGAACGAGAAGCAGAAGGAGGCGGUCCCGCUAAAGGCUUCGGGGGUGGGUGCGAGCGUUACGGCGCCCGGCGCGGGAGGAGGGGGCGCUGAAUAGCUGUGGGUGAGGGCUGGCUGUCGGCAGAGGAAGAGUGUCUUGCCGCCGCUUGUGCCAUCAGUAGAAAACCACCAAACUUUAACCGAAGUGACGUGUUGAAGCACACCUCUGUCUUCAAGGAAAGAUGGAAGACAGAGACACAUCUGAGAGUCCUGUGGACAGCCAGCUGGAAGAGGACACCCCUAGUGUAAAGGCCAGUCAGUUCACGUCUCCCUUCACGUCCCAGCUCAAGGCCAUGAUCCGCAUUCGUCACAAGUACCAGGCCAUGAAGAAGAGGCGCGCAGAAAUGAAUAACCCUGUGCAGAUGGCCCACCGGUUCUCCCACCGCACCACGGGACCAGAGAUCUUCACUUUUGAGGAGGCAGCUACGGCCAGCACUUUAGAGACUUCCCAUCGGAGGACGAAAAGGAGGAAGCGAACCGUGCUUUUCCCCAACGACCGGCGCAAGUGCCUUCCUAGCAAGGACCGUAGCCGCGCCAAGCCUUUCCUGGUGCUCCUCAGUGUCAUCGUCUUCCUGCAGGUCUACAAUGCCAUCGAGAACUUGGAUGACCACGUGCUGACCUAUGACCUGGAGGGCCUGGAAAAGACACUAAAGCGGGAGGUCUUUGGCCAGCCGGAGGCCACAGAGGAGCUCCUCAGGCACCUCAAGGACUACCUGUCCACCUACGUACACAGCAAGCCCCUAGCGCUGGCCCUGCACGGCCCCAGCGGCGUGGGAAAGAGCCACUUGGGCCGUAUCCUGGCCCGCCAUUUCCGCUCUGUGGUGGGGGAGCGCCUGGUCAUGCAGUACUUUGUGCUGCACCACUGCCCCCAGGAGGAAGACGCCGGGAAAUGUGCGCUUCAGCUGACCACACAGGUCACCGAGGUGGUGAAUCAGGCCGAGGAAGAAGAGAAGAUCCCGGUGUUCAUCUUCGACGAGGUGGAGUUCAUGCACCGGCCCCUGCUGGAGGCCGUACACAGCCUACUGCAGCCCGGGCAAAAUAACGAGUACCUGAACGCCAUCUACGUGCUCAUCGGCAGCUUGGGUGACUCAGAGAUCACCCGCUACGUCCUGCAGAACUCCUCCAGUGAGGCCUUGGAUGGCCAGAGGAGCUCCGGGAGGCUCAUCCGGGAGCUGGUGUCCCUCCUACGCCAUGUGCUCGAUGGGCACCACGUGCUGUGGAGGGACACAGAGCUGGUGCCCCUCACACUGCUGGAGAAGAGGCACGUGAUGGACUGCUUCUUGGACGAGAUGACCCAAGAAGGCUUCUACCCGGACCACUCGCACAUCGAGCGCCUGGCCGGGGAGCUCUCCUAUUAUACCUCUGCGGGGCGGCGGUUCUCCCACAAUGGCUGCAAGCAGGUCGUAGCCAAGGUUAACCUUUUGUGAAGAUGCAUUAACCCUGUAUUACGGCACACCUGUGUUGUUGAGGGACUGCACUGUCAACGCACGGCACACUAGUGUCGAUGGGGGACUAGAGGAACUGUUGGGUGUGAGGAACAAAAAAAUAAACUGUUGAAACUAUGAAAGUACAAGGAUUAAGUAGCAGGGCGGAAGCUGUGUGAGGUUCCUGUGUGGGAUAUACAGUGGACUGCAUGUUCCUGGUUGCUGAAAAGGUGUAUUGAGCACUGUGCAAAGUUCUUUUUUACUAAUAAAGUACUUGGGUUUUGUAUAGUAAGACACCCACCCCCCAUGGCGGUUUUAAAAUUCCCCAGUCAGUAAAUGCAGUAAAUGACUAUGCACCGAA
Paramormyrops kingsleyae is the source of this 2370-nucleotide messenger RNA. RefSeq names its product torsin family 4, member Ab (gene tor4ab). The record is from RefSeq and is a predicted model, not a curated record. NCBI's taxonomy places the organism in Eukaryota, Metazoa, Chordata, Actinopteri, Osteoglossiformes, Mormyridae. Gene Ontology annotation, molecular function: ATP hydrolysis activity; ATP binding. Gene Ontology annotation, cellular component: nuclear envelope; endoplasmic reticulum lumen.